This is a messenger RNA of Staurois parvus, 331 nucleotides long. Lineage: Eukaryota; Metazoa; Chordata; Amphibia; Anura; Ranidae. The record is from the annotation of a GenBank genome assembly.
GAUCACAGAUCCACGGAAAGAGCCGAAGAAAGAGCCCAUAUGAGCUGCCUUUCAGUGUCACCCAUCAGUGCCAGUCAGUGCCACCUAUCAAUGCCAGUCAGUGCCACCUAUCAGUGCUGCCAAUCAGUGCCACCUAUCAGUGCCAGUCAGUGCCGCCUAUCAGUGCCAGUCAAAGCCGCCUAUCAGUGUGCAUCAGUGCCACCUAUCAGUGCCCUCAGUGCCACGUAACAGUGCCAGUCAGUGCCGGUUAUCAGUGCCAGUCAGUGCUGCAUAUCAGUGCCACCUCUCAGUGCUGCCUAUCAGUGCCACCUAUCAGUGCUGCCUUUCAGUG